Messenger RNA from Triplophysa dalaica, 3076 nucleotides. Its product is annotated as urokinase plasminogen activator surface receptor-like. NCBI's taxonomy places the organism in Eukaryota, Metazoa, Chordata, Actinopteri, Cypriniformes, Nemacheilidae. The record is from RefSeq and is a predicted model, not a curated record. Bases 1968 to 2585 code for a protein of 205 amino acids. The transcript is spliced from 5 exons.
AGUUCCCGCUCCCCUGCCUAUCCCAUUGGUUUGGCCCAAUGCCUGCUCUCCACGUUCAUCUCACCUGCGCAUUGCGCAACACGUUCAGUUAGUUAUGCGGCUCAGUUCAUCAGUAGUUGUUGAACUCCAGUAAGAACUCUAUUUUAUUCACUUUAAAUGAAGUGAUUCUUUAUAAUGUAGUUGAUGCUGAUUCAUUACUGUAAUACAUUAGUUGUUUCAAAAAAUGCUGAUUACCGAUGUAUUUUUCCAUGAAUCUGCUAUGUUAGUGAUUAAAACGUUACUAAGCUAGUUAACGUUAGCUUGUUGCAUAGGACUUCACACACUGCCGAGGCCGUUUCUCGUUCAUUGUUAUAUUUUUAACGACCUGUCAUGAUGUGAACAUUAACCGCAACACUUCGCCACCGAUCCCGCCAUUCAGGUCCCGUGUCACACACAGCCGCGAACACACCGGUUACAGUUUUGUGAUGUUGGCACUUUAUCUAAUGUCCACAUAAGGUGCUCAGCUUUCAUUCAGUGGGAGAAGGUCGUUUUCUCAGCAUCUAUUGUGUUCAGUAUGUGCGCAGCGGAUAAGAUAAACAUUCAGUUUACUGAAACUCGGGCGAUUCAUCAACGAGUACAACACAGAAUGUAAGUUUGUUUGGGUACACGAACAUGAACAAAGUUUGUUAGCGGAGAUUGAGCACUACAGGGGAAAAUAACAACCACUCAAUGAUGUCGAUGUACGGUUACUUUGUCAAACAAUGUUGUAGUAUAAAUCAGGAUAACAUUUUAAAACUGUUUAAAAAGUGACUCAAUGUCAACAUGUAGUAUCAUGGGUAGUUCCUGUCUUCACAACAAAGACAAAACAUAUAUAUAAAUGGAAAAACCUUUAUUGUUCACAGUUCAAUUCAGUUAUAAUAUGUCUGCAAGUCUGCAUGAUAAACCUAUAAACCUAAUGCAUAUUGUCGCUUAGUGUCGUAGUAAGUACAAUUUUGACUGUAUUAUUUGUGUCCCCUUCAAAAAUUGCUCUUGAGAAAUGUUAUAUGUAUUGUCCCCCCCUACUGUUAAAUGAGAUUUACGCCCAUGCCUGUACCACUACACCCGCUAUCAUCGGAUCCUUCUUUCACAUUAUGUUAUUAUCCUAAUCUGUCCUCCCAUGUGAUUGGCCAAAUAAAGCCCCGCCCUACCUGCGGCUCAAGAUUCGGCUCUCCCCGAUGGGAGUUGGCUUUUUGUUAGCUACAAAGAAUCGGCUCUUAGUGCCGGCUCGUUCGCGAACGACACAUAACUAAUGCAUGACAACAAAAAGUACCAUUGAGAAGGAUAAGUAUGGAGUUUAUUUAACUUGAAAUAACUGGUACAAUGGGAAUGGUUUGGAUUUAUUUAAAACAAAUUGUCAAUACUUACAUUUAUUUUCUUCAUACUACUGAAAGUGUUAUUUGUUCAAAUUACUUAAAAAAGCUGCGUCAAGUGGUUCCACAUAACAAUAUUAAGUAAAUAUAACAAAUCCAUCUUUUGAGUGUACGUAUUGCAUGCCUCGCAUGUUUGAAGAGUAUUUAGUUUGAUCAAAUUUAUGAAAGAGAGAUACAGCUUUACGAUAAUCUCCGGAAAAACUCGAGCUGCUAGAGGUGAGACUAGAUUACCGAUUGCAAAUCGUCGGUUUGCUUGUGGACGGGCUCUUUCGCCUUUAUCUUGCAAUGCUUUUCUUUUAGAAUGGAAUUUAUGAAAGGAAUAGGAUCCCUGUGAUGACAAAGGGAUCCAGAAUUAGAAAAAACUUUCCAAAACAAUUUGGAGUGCUGGGGGAGUGUAUCAAGUACAGAAAUACUACGUCAUACGUCCAACUUGACCAUGUUAAGAGUGAGAAACCAGCAUAUUUAACAGAGUGCAUGACCAAUCAAUAGCUCUGCUUUAAAGCCUCACCCUGUUGUGAUUAUCCAUAAAAGACCAUUGAAAAGGGCUUGUCAUGUUAUUCACCUCCUGACUGACCAAACAUGCAUCUGAACAUCUUCACGGUUCUAAUUUUCACUCUUCAUGCGGAAGGACACGUGCUCAAAUGUUAUAACUGCACAGAUCUGUUGGGUCCUUGUGUGAAGGAAGAGAUGAUGUGUUCCACUCAAGAGGCUUUAUGUUCAAGUCAAACAACUGUACAAUCCAUUGGAAACGCUUCACAAAGCACGAAGAUAAAAAGCUGUACAGAGCCAAAGAUGUGUGUUAAUGGAUCUGUCAACUUCGGCAUUACAAGAACAGCAACAACUAUGCAGUGCUGUUUCACAGACCUCUGUAAUAGCCGAGAUGUUUCAGAUUCCAGCUCUAACACCCUGAAUGGAAAACAAUGUUACUACUGUAAUAAGAAAAGUUGCGUUAAUAAAGUAAACUGCGCAGGAUCUGAAGACCACUGCAUUAAAGCAAAAGUAAAUUCGGAAUCUAUGUCAAUGACUGUUAAGGGAUGUGCAUCCAAAUCCAUGUGUGAUGUCCCAUCACAAAUAUCUCAAGUAUAUUCAGACAUCUCAUGCUGUGAGGGGAAUCUGUGUAACAGCGCUAAGAGCAUCACUCAGAACCUCCUCAUUCUCCUCUCAUGGCCGUUCAUCUCCUACAUCAUGUUUCACUGAAUUCAGCAGAACAUCACACUCGGCGAAUUUGACACAUUUAUACUUUGUGGUAGGACUAAUAAAAAAUUCUGAAUAGGGAAAAGAUACUGAAGACUUAUAAAUUCAACUACAAAAGACAAACAUCACUCAAUAUGACCUGAAUUUUCAUUGUGUUUUUUAUGAUGUUAACCCUUUCAUACAUGAAUUAUGAUGAUCUGAUUAGUUUUUCUUUAGUGUUUUUAUUGUUUUUAGACCAUGGGAAAAACAAGAUUUUGAUCACUUUGUGAACAUCUAAAGAGAUGACAGUGUACAGAUUCACUGGUGUCCAUUAGUGAUUUGACAGUAUUGCACAUGUACACAAUGAUGCCGAUAAAGCACCUUUGAAUUCAAAUUUGGACAUACAGUAUGUAUUUUUUCCCAAGGGUAUUACAUUUCUGUUUUUGGGUUUAAACUACACUGAUCUGCACAUCAGGGCAAAAAAUCAUAGCACAUAAUAAAAUGACAUCAAAUGA